Gopherus flavomarginatus (Mexican gopher tortoise) is the source of this 1788-nucleotide messenger RNA. It is a transcript of the gene ZAR1, whose product is annotated as zygote arrest 1. The record is from RefSeq and is a predicted model, not a curated record. Bases 47 to 1144 code for a protein of 365 amino acids. The transcript is spliced from 4 exons. NCBI's taxonomy places the organism in Eukaryota, Metazoa, Chordata, Testudines, Testudinidae. Gene Ontology annotation, biological process: translation. Gene Ontology annotation, cellular component: cytoplasm. Gene Ontology annotation, molecular function: mRNA base-pairing post-transcriptional repressor activity.
CGUAUUUAAAGCGGCGCCCGCGGGCCCAGCUAACGGGGCAGGCGUUAUGGCGGACGAGGCCAUGGAUAGUUACCUGUACUCGGCCUACACCCCCUACUCCUACCGCUACCAGCCGCCAAAGGGCAAAGGGCCCCCGGGCGCCUGGCGGCAGCGGGGCACCUACUUCUCGGGCUAUGGGGACACGGCGGCGGCGGCCGCGGCCGAGUACUUCGAUAACUACCAGCGGGCGCAGCUGAAGGCGAUCCUGUCCCAGGUGAACCCCAGCCUGACGCCGCGGCUCCGCAAGGCCAACACCAAGGAGGUGGGGGUGCAGGUGAACCCGCGGCAGGACGCCUCGGUGCAGUGCUCGCUGGGGCCCCGCACCCUGCUGCGGCGGCGGCCGGUCCCCGGGCUGCCCUCGCUGCGGCCCCGCGAGCAGGAGCAGGGCAGCCCCGCCACCGCCACCACCAGGCCCGUGCGCUUCCCCAGGACCAUCGCCGUCUACUCGCCCAUGGCGUCCCGCAGACUCACCACCUUCCUGGAGGAGCCCGAGGACGCGGGGCAGGAGGCAGCCGAGGAGGAGCCGGAGGAGGCGGCCGCCGAGGAAGAGGAGCAGCAGCGCACUGAGGCGGCCGCCGUGCGGGCCAGCUGGGAGCAGCCGCCCGGGAGCAGCGCGGAGCCGCAGGAGCCGCGGCUGCCCCAGCAGCAGGAGGCGGCAGUGGAGUUGGAGGAGGAGGCGGUAGCUGCCCCGCUGCAGGAAGGCCCGGUGGAGACCCCCGAGCGCCAGGCGGGGCAGCCUCAGGCCGCAGCCCCUCAGGAGCCGGGGCAGGGCAAGACCCGCCUGCGCUUCCAGUUUCUGGAGCAGAAGUAUGGCUACUACCACUGCAAGGACUGCAACAUCCGUUGGGAGAGUGCCUAUGUGUGGUGUGUGCAGGGCACCAACAAGGUCUACUUCAGGCAGUUCUGCCGGACAUGUCAGAAAUCCUACAACCCCUACCGUGUGGAGGACAUCACCUGCCAGAGCUGUAAGCAGACCAGAUGCACCUGCCCUGUGAAAGUGCGCCAUGUGGACCCCAAGAGACCCCAUCGUCAAGAUCUCUGUGGGAGAUGCAAAGGCAAACGUCUUUCCUGUGAUAGUACAUUUAGUUUCAAAUAUAUUAUUUGACUGGGAUACUUGUUUAAAGGAUCCUAGUGUAAAAUUGCAAUCAAAGCAGUUUUUCUUUUGAAAGAAUAUAUAAUAUGGUGAGGUGUAUAGCUGGGCAAACCUACAAAUAAAGGUAUGGCAAAGCACUCUUAUAACAGAUAAGGCAUGCUCAUGUCUACCUUCUUUGAGUAUGUAAGUUGCAACAUUCCCAAUUAGGAAUGGGGGAGAAAGCACUGUCCUGUCCUACAAGGAAGAGUAGUUGUGGCUCAUUUAUUGUUAUGGGGACAACAUCUAGCAGUUUCUGUUUCUGGAAGAGGCAGACAUGCUUUCCUAGUGACCUCCCUAAGCUUCAGGGAGGCAUCUGAGGAGUGACCUAGAUAGCUGAAUCUCAAAUAGAUUACUGGUGUAAACUACCUCCAUUGCUCUAUGUAAAGCAUCCAUCUCAUUUUUCACAAGAAUGAAAAUCCAAUGGCAUCCUUCCACAAUACAGGCAAAUAUUAAUGUAGGAUUGCAAUUUAACUAAAAUGUUCUACAGUCACUAACUAGUAUAGGAGUACAUAAAUAUACACAACUUUUUUCCUAUCAAUCGCUUUAACAUCUGAAAGUUAGCAAUUCUUUAGUCAGAUCAUGAAACAAACAUAUAAUCCUAGGCUUGAGCUGAAGAC